This is a messenger RNA of Impatiens glandulifera, 1122 nucleotides long. Its product is annotated as probable aquaporin SIP2-1. Gene Ontology annotation, cellular component: membrane. Gene Ontology annotation, molecular function: channel activity. Bases 175 to 915 code for a protein of 246 amino acids. Gene Ontology annotation, biological process: transmembrane transport. The transcript is spliced from 3 exons. NCBI's taxonomy places the organism in Eukaryota, Viridiplantae, Streptophyta, Magnoliopsida, Ericales, Balsaminaceae. The record is from RefSeq and is a predicted model, not a curated record.
AAGGAAGGAAGACUUUGACUGUUCAUCGAUUUGAAGCACUAAGAGGAAAGCUCGUCGAACUUGUCCAGAAUACGGAAAUGAAGAUGAGAACAAAUUAACCCAAAUAAUUUGAGAGAGAGAUAGAGGAAAAAAAACAAAACUUUUCUGCAUCUGCUGAAAUUGAUCAUCAGAUCUAUGGCCGGCGAAGACGGAGGAGGAGGUAGUAGUGUUAGUCGAGCAAUACGAUUGGUGGUUUCCGAUUUCAUAUUAUCGUUUAUGUGGGUAUGGUCGGGAGUCCUUAAUCGUGUCUUCGUCUUCAAUGUUCUGGGUCUUGCCGAUAAUUUCUUUGGUGAAUCCGUUAAGUGUGGUUUCACCAUAAUUGUUAUGUUCUUCUUUGCCUACAUGGGAAAGGUUACCGGGGGCGGUACUUACAAUCCUCUGACUCUCUUAACCGGAGGUAUCUCCGGCAGUUUCCUGCACUUUCUUUUCAACUUCUGUAGCAGAAUCCCAGCCCAGGUUCUGGGAUCAGUUGUUGGGGUGAAGCUUAUAAUUAUGACAUGGCCAGGAAUAGGACAUGGACCACGUUUGAUGAUUGAUCUUCAUCAAGGUGCAUUAGUGGAGGGACUUCUUACUUUUACAAUCGUUUCGAUAUCAAUAGCACUCUCAAAGAAUAUUCCUGGAAGUUUCUACACUAAGAAUUGGAUCUCUAGUACAUCGAAAAUUGCCCUCCACCUUCUGGGAUCUGAUCUUACUGGAGGAUGCAUGAAUCCAGCCUCUGUAACUGGUUGGGCAUUUGCUCGUGGAGAUCAUACGACAAAAGAACAUUUACUGGUUUAUUGGUUGGCUCCGGUUGAGGCAACCAUGUUGGCGAUGUGGAUAUCGCGGUUACUAUCCCCGUUGAUAAAGGAGGAGGAAAAGAAGAAGAAAUCAGAUUAAGUCUCACUUCACUUUCUUGGUUAUUUAUGGAAAGAUUGUUUGUCUAGUUUGUAAGUAUGAUGCAAACAACUUGUAGCUGCUACAGUUAUUUAUUGCUUGUUUCUAGCUUAGCCUAGCUUAGCUUAUCUUAGCCAACAAGCACUGAUCUUUGGUAUUCAUUCAUGUAUGUCUUGCUAAUGUAAGCAUGUUUUUGCUUUUAAGUUUGAA